Molecule: messenger RNA, 2017 nt
Organism: Fragaria vesca subsp. vesca
Lineage: Eukaryota; Viridiplantae; Streptophyta; Magnoliopsida; Rosales; Rosaceae
Exons: 3
Coding region: 121-861 (246 amino acids)
Source: RefSeq, a predicted model, not a curated record
AAAAGUCGUUUAAGGCACAAUUUGUUGUCCACCCGAAAACCAAUUAGGCAAAAGACCGAAACUGAUCUCUCAUACAGUAACAGUCGUCGCCGUCGUCGCGCCAAAGCAGUGACAUCAGCAAUGGCCGGAAGAGAGCCUCGGCAUCUCCACCGCCUCCCUCAAAUCGUCAACACGACGGCCCUCGAGGACCGCGUCGAUCUCCAGCAGCGCGAGAUCCAGUCCCUCCUCAUAGACAACCAACGCCUCGCGGCCACACACGUGGCGCUCAAGCAGGACCUGACUUCGGCGCAGAGCGACCUCCGCAACCUGAAGGCGGUGGCCGGCCAAAUCAAAUCCGAGAGGAACGCGGAAGUGCGGGAGGUAUACGACAGGUCGUUGAAGCUGGACGACGAGCUCCGCGGCCUUGACGCCAUGAAGGCCGAGCUGAGUGUGGUCCUGAACGACAUCGAGGACUUGAGCGCUUCAAGGAUGGAGCUCGCGACCGAGUUGAAGACGAUCCAAGGAGAGAUUGAGAGGACUAGGUCCGACGAGUCGAAGCAAUUCGAAGCCAGACUGGACGAAAUUAAGACAUUGAAGGUGGAGAUUGAGAAAGGAAGGGCUGCGAUUGAGAUUGAGAAGAAAACAAGAGCCAGUAACCUUGUGCAUCGUCAAGCUAUGGAGGACUAUAUGGCUGCGUUGGCUCUCGAAAUCAAAAAGCUUCAUGGGGAGUUGGCAAAUGCGGAGAAGAGAGCAAGGGCUGCAGUAGCAGCAGCAAAUCCAGUUGCAGGUUCCGGGUACCCUAUGGCUUAUGGCAAUGCUGAAAUGCUCUACGGAGGAAAUGCAUACCCUGACCCUUAUAUUGUGCAUCAGGUAUGUGUAUGACCUUGGCUUAUUGAUGUUUUCCAUCUACUUCUUCUCAUAUCUGUUACGAGUCAUUAUGGUUGAAAUCAUAACCAGAAUGCAAUUGAUAUCUGUUUAUGUGGGUAUUAGUUUAAAGAGCAUAUGAUAACAUGGAGGCGAGUGCGAAAGCUAUUCUUGUUUCGCUGGAUAGAUAGCAAGUCACAAAAUUACGUUUCCAAUUUGAUUAAUCAAAUGUCUGGAAACGCAACCGUCUAGUCGGAUAUGAUUACUGGGUCCUCAUUUGGUAUCUUAAGAUCGCCAUAGACUACCAUAGAUAGACUACCAUAGAUGAACCGCUUUCAGAUGAAUAUAAAUAAACGUAUAUAUUCAUCUAAAGAUAGAAACUGAGAUUGAAGCUGUUAAAUCUUGAAGUUGAGAGGAUAACAAAAAAACAUUGGUUCUCUUUCUUAGGAACACUGCCCAAAUUACUACAAGGUGCUAAGCUAUUUGGAAAAAUCUUAAGGUGUCUAUCCUGCUGUGUAUUCAACUAUUAUUGAAGUAUCAUUCCAUCUUCUGUUCCUCAAACUUGAAGCAACAUAUUCAUCUGUACUUCAGGGUCAGGGUAGUGCUGAUGGCACCCCUCAGUAUGGUUCUGUGCAAAAGCCACACUAUGACAGUCAACAAACACGUGUACAGAGAUAAUAGUUCUCUAAGGCACUCGGAAGUCGGAAGACCGGAAUCUAGACAUCCAGACCAGAGUCCUGUUUGUACAUCUUCAAAAUGUAAUUUCUCAACAUUUGCAGAAAGUUUUGGCUGAGAAUACAAGAGUCAAGUUCUUGCCCCGCAGUUUGGUUCCCUGUUUGGGUUUAAUAUAUGUUUGUCAUACUACUUUUCCUGCCUUCUGAUUGAAGUGAGUCAGGUGACUAACCAAACACAAGAUCAUCGGCCAAUGUGGGAGGAUAGAUUUGCGGACCUUUGUUCAUGGCAUGCCAAACUCGUGUAUUUUCAGUUUAGUGUAGCAGACUGAUGUAAAUAGCAUCCAUAGUUCUAGAUCGCCAAUUGAAAAGUCGGUAUGAUUUUUCCUACUGUGUGGUCUAGUGACAUAAAUAUCUCCUUAGUGAAAAUGUCGUAAGUUCAACUUGUAUAUCAAUUGCUUAUUUGACCAAAAGAAAAAAUCGCUACAAUUUUAAUGAUUCAA